This is a messenger RNA of Carcharodon carcharias (great white shark), 1792 nucleotides long. RefSeq names its product family with sequence similarity 89 member B (gene fam89b). Bases 324 to 848 code for a protein of 174 amino acids. The record is from RefSeq and is a predicted model, not a curated record. The transcript has 2 exons. Lineage: Eukaryota; Metazoa; Chordata; Chondrichthyes; Lamniformes; Lamnidae.
GGGGGGGGGGGGUAGGAGCCCAAGGAAGACAAGAACUUGGAGGAAACGCAUUCUAUUCAGCGGAGAGAGUGGAGGGAGGAAAAUGAAAACUAGGAGCUGCUGAUAAAGUUCAGGCGUGUUUCCCUUGCAUUGAGAGCCAGUUCCAUGUCCUGAUAUCGAUUGCAGCAUCGUUUGGAGGGAAGGGGGUCUGGAUACAGCUCAGGAAGAACGGCCGUCUUGAGAGACCAGGCAAGAGGAGACAAUUGAGCUACAGCCUGAUAUUUACCCCCCCCCGCCUCGCUAAGCCUGCCGCAUGAAAGCCAGGCAGGGGGUGGAGGCAAGAGAUGAACGGGCUGCAGGGUGAAGUGCCAGACAGCCUGGCCUCUGGCAUCGAGGGGCUGCCCCCCUUGCCCAAGGGCCUGAGCGGGAUCCUCAACUCCAGUGGGGGUUCGUGGCGGGACGUGGAGAGGGUCUACGCCAAGAAGACCAUGAUCCAGGACGAGCUGAGCCGCCCGCGCCUGGCCACCGAGAGGCUCCUGAAGAACAAGCCGGCGAAUCUCGACGCGGCCCUGGCAGUGCUGCGGAAGGAGAUGGUGGGCCUGCGACAGCUGGACAUGUCCCUUCUCUGCCAGCUGUGGUCACUGUACGAGUCCAUUCAGGAGUACAAGGGCCUGUACCAGGACAUGACCUCGUCCAUGCACUCCUUCGCUGCGGAGAACGCUUACUAUGACGACGAGGAAGAGUAUGAGGUGGACCAGGCCGGUCUGGAUCGCUCCAAGGAUGAGGCGGCGCGCAACAGCCUGAAAGUCCCCCACACUCAGAACUCCCGUGACCAAUGGCUUCAAGAUUCCUUCCACAUUACAAUAUAGAACAUAAUCCCCAUUCUGCUUUGUUUACAGCCUCCUGUUUAAUUUUUUUUUGUCAAAAAGAAUAUAAAUUCCCAGGAUUUGGGUAUCAUUGACGAAGUCAAGAAUGUAUUCCCCAUCCCCAAAUUCCCCUUGAGCAGUUGGUGGUGAGCUGCCUACAGCUGAAUGGCUCUGGAGUCACAUGUAGGCCAGACCGGGUAAGGACGGCAGAUUUCCUUCCCUAGAGGACUUCGGUGAACCAGAUGGGUUUUUACAACAACCGAUGAUCGUUGUCAUGGUCACCAUUAUUGAGACAGGCUUUCAAUUCCAGAUUUAUUAAUUGAAUUUAAAUUCCGCCAGCACGGUGGGUUUUGCACCCGUGACAUAAGCCUUGUCCUCUGGGUUACUAGUUCAAUGACAUUACCACUACAUGGCCAUCCAUCUAUCACACUCCAGGUUGUGCAGAAUCACAUCAGUGAGUGCGGAAAAAGGGGGGGUGGGGAAGUGAGAGGGAUUGUGAAACUGGGAGAAGUGAGGGGGGAAAGUGGGCGAAAGGUUCUGGAGAGGGAUCUGGACGUUUUCGGACCUUAUCCCCAUGAUUUAUUACAUGUUCCUAGUCGGACGUGGCUUUAUAUACCAUGUGCACUCUGCAUUUUGACUGAGAAGCAACCAGCUGGUUCGGGCCUCCUGCUUUGCACAAUCUUCUGCUCGGGAACUUUUAACCAAAGAUUGUUUUUCUAUUCUUGCGCUCUCCUACAUCGUCAUUUUCUUCGUUUCCAUGGUUUUGCCAAAAAGGUGAACUUUCCUGCACUGGGAAUCAUACACCGUACGCCAGUGUGAAUCAGUGUAUGUGGGACCCGUACCCCAGUGAGAGUCAGUGUGUGUGACCCGUACCCCAGUGAGAGUCAGAGUGUGUGGAACCCGUACCCCAGUGAGAGUCAGUGUGUGUGGGACCCGUACCCCAGUGA